GUUGUUCGCUUCCCUCAGCAAGACGUUUCCGGUGAAAAAUCUUGGGGAGUGUACCUGGUACGACGGGUGUGCUAUCGCCAUGGAUGUAGAAAAUGGCAUUACCAAGCUGUCCCAGACAGCAUACAUUGAGAGUAUGCUGAAGCGGUUUGAUGUGACCACGACCGCUUUCACCCGUGCUGCUACCGAUGCCGACCUAGGGCCGAAGAGAGAUGACGAGCCCGCGGUGGAUAAGCCUGUGAGGGAGGCGAUCGGAUGCCUGAUGUUGACGAAGCUGACGAGGCCAGGCAUCGCCUUGCCUCUGAAAAAGCUCCAGAAGAUCGCCCACUCACCCACCGGGAGGAUAUGGAACGCGCUUGUGCGGAUCAUGUCCUACCUGAACUUCACGAAUGACUUCAGCAUCACCUACGUACGGGGGUCAGGACUAGACCUAAGCGUGUUUGUCGAUGCCAGCUACACUGACAACGAAGUAGACACGCGUUCGACGACCGGGCUAGCUGUGACCGAGGCGUUGUUUGUGCGUGGCGUUCUGUCGUUCAUAGCGCCGGAGACGAGUGGGACGAAGAUCAAAGUCCUUGAGGACAACAAGAGGGCUCUCGCCUUGAUCGAGAACCCGUUCAGCUCAGCGAGGAGCAAGCACAUCGACGUGCGGUUCCAUUUCAUUCGCGAGCUAUUCAAGUCGGGCAAGAUCACUGCAGAGUAUGUUCCGACUGGAGAGCAGCACGCAGACAUGGUGACCAAGGUCCUUGGCAGAGAGAAGUUAAAGUACCACCGGAAGGCUCUGAUGAAUCUAUCGAUGUAG
Ectocarpus sp. CCAP 1310/34 is the source of this 799-nucleotide messenger RNA. The record is from the annotation of a GenBank genome assembly. NCBI's taxonomy places the organism in Eukaryota, Phaeophyceae, Ectocarpales, Ectocarpaceae.